AUGACGCAAGUCACCGCCACGGACGUUCCUAGACUCCCACGUGACUGCGCUGAGAUUCAGACUGGUGGACUAUCCCAUCUCAGUGGGGUGUAUCUCAUCUAUCCCGAUGGAGAUGGUGGUGAUCCUCUCUCCGUUUACUGUGAUAUGGAAACGGACGGUGGGCGCUGGACGGUCUUCCAGCGUAGACAGGAUGGUUCCGUUAACUUCUUUCUCUCCUGGUCCGAGUACAAAGAUGGUUUUGGAAACGUUUCCUCCGAGCACUGGCUCGGUAACGACAACAUCCACCGUCUUUCCCGUCAGAAGACCUACGAGCUCCGGAUCGACCUGGAAGACUUCGAAGGACAUACGCGCUAUGCCACCUACAGCAAUUUCAGUAUUGUGGACGAGGUCGCAGAUUACACCCUGGCCCUUGGCAAUUACUUCGGAGACGCAGGUGACAGUAUGUCGAAUCAUGCAGGUUAUCCGUUCAGUACACGGGACCGCGAUAAUGAUGGUGCACCGGUACGCAGCUGCGCCGGUCAUUUCACAGGAGGCUGGUGGUUCAAGGAUUGCCUUCGUUCUAACCUCAACGGCCUAUACUUGCUGAAUGAGCAAAUCCUAAAUCGCGACAAGGGUGUGGUCUGGCAACAAUGGCGUGGUUAUUACUACUCCCUAAAGAAGACGGUUAUGAAGCUCCGCCCGACGUAAAUUGAAAAGGCAUGUGAUACAAGGAGGGACCUGUUUAUCGCGGGGUUUCGAAAGGACACUAACGAGCACCGCAUUUCACAUUUUGUAUCUUUUCACACACAGCUGCUCAUCUUUUUUUCCCUUUAAGAAAGACACAAAUUACAACACCCUCAAAACAGUGUUAAUUAUUUUCAUAUCAGUUUAAUUUGAAGGGAGUUAUGCCAUGUUGCUUUAAUAA
Molecule: messenger RNA, 904 nt
Organism: Strongylocentrotus purpuratus (purple sea urchin)
Lineage: Eukaryota; Metazoa; Echinodermata; Echinoidea; Camarodonta; Strongylocentrotidae
Product: ficolin-2-like
Exons: 4
Coding region: 1-687 (228 amino acids)
Source: RefSeq, a predicted model, not a curated record